UGGGGCUGGAUUCUAUAACCUAGCUGGCUCAGAAAUGCAUCUGCAUUGUCUUGCUAGGCGUACAUAUAUAUAAUGAUUAUAGAAGUAAAGAAGUAUUGGAAAAAUAUCAAUCCGUGUGCCAAGGGAGAAUAAUUAAGGUAUGUUUUUAGUGUUCAUGCCGGCGAAACGAAUUGGUGUUAAUUAUGGGACAUGCUAUCAAAUACGUCAUAGUGGUCACUCAUUUCAACACGUGGGUGUCUUACUGAUACUUCGGUUCCCUGCCAUACCAAUGACGACUACACCCCCUUGUCAACCUCCGAGCCGAUAAGAUAUAUUCUUUGAAAAUCUAUUCAAUUAAUGUAGUUUUACAUCUCGUGAAUUGCAGUACGAUAAAAAAAAAAAAGAUCUCUUGUUGUAAGCGUGGAAUACAUAUGCAUAUUCUUUAGACGCCUAGCAUGCACACACAUCAAAUGAAAAGUACGAUAGGUAGAUAGAAUACAUGUUUAAAUCCCAUGUAUAAACGAAUGACGUUAAUAACGUGUUGAACCAUGACAUCCACACAGGUAAAAAUACUCCGUAUGCAUAGUCUGUGUAGCACCAACACAUACCUGUUCCACUCAUGCACGAAUAUCGGGUAUUCCCACGAAGGCGUGUCAAUAUUCAACAGGUUGUGUAUGUUAGCUGAUGGAAGUAAGGGCUGUACUGCUCAGACAUGUGACAUUUGCAUGGUCCCCGAGAAAGGUACGUUUGGAAAAUUUCAUUCCUUGUACUAUGAUACUCUACAUGGGGAUAAAUAAAGGGGAAAUUGUCCGUUUAAGUCGCAAUUGUGUGUAACUAGAUUAGAAGUAUUGAUUAUUUUGUAACAUUUCUUAAGGUGGUCUGCACUUACUCUCUCUCUCUCUCUCUCAACAUUCUAAAAUUGGUGUUGAUGCCAUGGAAUGCCUAUUGAGCCCUUGUCCGAUACCUAUAUAUACAUGUAGUUAAUUUUCGUAUUUCUACACCAGACCAGUACAGUAAAAUCAACCAAAGGUGUCCAACAAAGAAUACAAGCAUCCUCUUUCCUUUAUCAUCGUGCAGAGUGUACGAAUUAUACAGGUAUUGCAGGUACUCCAUAGUCUACAAGUGUUAAUUCCACCAGUGAUAUUCAUUUCAUUAGGAGUGGAUGCCUUAGCUGAAGGGGAUAAGUUGGAAUGGAGAGGAUGGAGAGGGAUCUAACGGCCAGAAAUAGGGUCGGAUUCCUUUUUGCGCUGGUUUGCACAACGUUCAGCUUCUCCAUGUUCUUCAUGGCCAUGAACAAUCUUUGGUAUGAAGGGAGCCCUCCCCUUGAUGACAACGAAGUGUUGGACUACGAAGAAUUCAGAGGACUAGGGGGACCCAUAUUGCAGGAUCACCACCAACACAGCGAUGUAAACGAAGAUGUUGCAAUCGACGUAAAAAAGAAAGUUCGCGUAUUGUGCUGGGUAAUGACUGCACCCAAAAAUCUGGAUAAAAAGGCAACAGCUGUGAAAAAUACCUGGGGCAAAAGGUGUAAUAAAGUGAUAUUCUUCAGUAGUGUGACCAACACCUCAUUCCCUACAGUCGGCCUUCAAGUUUCGGAGGGCCGCGAACACUUGACAGGCAAAACCAUACAGGCUUUCAAAUACUGCUACGAACAUUAUAGGAACCAGUUCGAUUGGUUUUUAAAAGCAGAUGAUGACACAUUUAUAAUUGUAGAGAAUUUAAGAUAUUUUUUGUCUCACCACAGUUCAAAGUCUCUUGUAUUCUUCGGGCAUAAAUUUAAGCCAAUUAUAAAGCAGGGAUACUUUAGCGGUGGGGCGGGGUAUGUGUUGAGUAGGGCUAGUCUGGACAAAUUUGUGACAGAGGGCAGCAUCAACCCGUUCAUCUGCAGGCAAGAUGGCGGUGCUGAGGACGCGGAACUGGGAAGAUGCAUGAUGAAGCUUGGGAUCUCCGCGGGAGAGUCCCUGGAUACUUUUGGCAAAGAAACGUUCCAUCCUUUUGUACCCAUUGCUCACUUGGAGGGUCACCAUCCAGAAUGGUUUUAUAAAUACAGCGCCCAUAAACCGCAAAAGGGUCUGGGGUGCUGCAGUGACUACAGUAUUUCAUUCCACUAUAUGUCCCCGUCGGACAUGUAUCUUAUGGACUAUUUGUUGUACCACCUAAAACCUUACGGCAUCGUUCAACAGCCGGGAAAGAAUAAACAUUUUGACAGUGAUGAAGGUCUACCCAGGAGCUAGUCAGAUCUAACUCGGUAUAUCAACAAUUGUGAGAGACUUUCGCAUGUGUGCUUUGGUUAUCGAACUAAGCAGAAACUGACACACAUUUUGUAUUCAAAUGUGGAAAUCGUUAAAACUCAUGGAUAUUCCGAAGGUGCUUAUCAUAAUUCAGCUUCUGUAUUACUUCAAUGUCGACAGAUACUGUAGUGUAUCGUUUUCAAAUUUUCACGUUAAAAUCAUUUGAAAAGACAUCUUCGUUGAUAUCAUAUUUCAUCAAUACUCUUUGUUUGUGAUAAUUAAAGUAUAAUUUUAGAGAA
Ostrea edulis (European flat oyster) is the source of this 2509-nucleotide messenger RNA. Its product is annotated as glycoprotein-N-acetylgalactosamine 3-beta-galactosyltransferase 1-like. The record is from RefSeq and is a predicted model, not a curated record. Lineage: Eukaryota; Metazoa; Mollusca; Bivalvia; Ostreida; Ostreidae. Gene Ontology annotation, molecular function: N-acetylgalactosaminide beta-1,3-galactosyltransferase activity. Gene Ontology annotation, cellular component: membrane. The coding region runs from base 1170 to 2213 and encodes 347 amino acids. The transcript has 4 exons.